This is a messenger RNA of Spinacia oleracea (spinach), 596 nucleotides long. Its product is annotated as metallothionein-like protein type 2. Gene Ontology annotation, molecular function: metal ion binding. The transcript is spliced from 3 exons. The record is from RefSeq and is a predicted model, not a curated record. The coding region runs from base 97 to 330 and encodes 77 amino acids. Lineage: Eukaryota; Viridiplantae; Streptophyta; Magnoliopsida; Caryophyllales; Amaranthaceae.
UUAUCCAAUAUCCCCGCUCACAUUCUGUUAAGAAAUUAUCAUCAGAUCAUCUUUUUUUUCCCAACUUUUGCUCUCACCUUUUGUCACUCUUUGAAAAUGUCUUGCUGUGGUGGUAACUGUGGUUGUGGAUCUAGCUGCGGUUGCGGCAGCAGCUGUGGAGGGUGCAAGAUGUUCCCUGACUUUGUGGAGAACGCCUCCAACCCCACCGUCCUCGUCUCUGGUGUUGCUCCCAAGAUCUCGUUCGCUGAAGGAGCAGAGAUGGGAGUGGCUGCUGAGAAUGGCUGCAAGUGCGGUGCUAACUGCCAGUGCGACCCUUGCACCUGCAAAUGAAGACCUUCUUCUUAUUAAAGAUGCAGAGCUGUUAUUAGUAACGGCACUAGCAUAUUAAUUAAGUUAUAUUAAUAUAUCUAAUGGGUUAUUGUGUUGUAAUACUUAUUGUUGGACUUCUUAUGUGGUUUGUAAACCAAGUUCCUAAUUAGCGUUCGUUUAAGUAGAAUAAUCACCCCAUAUAUGAUGUGAUAUCGUAUGUGAUAUGUUUCCUUCAUCCGUUUGGACUAAUGAUACUACUUUGUGUGUGUUUUAGAACACUUUUGUGA